UUGCUUUUGCUUAGAUUCCUCCUCCGUUCAACAGAUUCCUCGAUCAUUCCUCCAAAAUGUAUCGUCUGCCGCACCAUCGUCGUCAACGGCAGAAGCCGAAUAAUGGAUUCCUGGGCAAAAUGUGUAAGGAUUUCCAGCGAAUGUCGUGGGGCCCCAACGGUCGUCCCAUGUUUGAUUUUAUGGUGCUGUCGACAGUGCCAUUUAUUACGGAUGGGUUGCGUUUCUUCAAGCGAUGCCACAAGCCCGAUCGCCGGGAGUUUAAGCGCACUGCCGUGGCCGUAGGAGUGGGCAUCCUUCUCAUGGGUUUGGUGGGAUAUAUCGUGAAGCUGCUGCAGAUACCCCUGAUCCUGAGCUCCUAUCAAAAUGAGAAAUAAAGUUUCAGUCUACCCCGAGA
Drosophila persimilis is the source of this 394-nucleotide messenger RNA. Its product is annotated as protein transport protein Sec61 subunit gamma. The coding region runs from base 57 to 374 and encodes 105 amino acids. NCBI's taxonomy places the organism in Eukaryota, Metazoa, Arthropoda, Insecta, Diptera, Drosophilidae. Gene Ontology annotation, biological process: protein targeting; post-translational protein targeting to membrane, translocation. The transcript has 2 exons. Gene Ontology annotation, molecular function: transmembrane protein transporter activity. The record is from RefSeq and is a predicted model, not a curated record. Gene Ontology annotation, cellular component: Ssh1 translocon complex; membrane.